AUGACGGAGUUUACGGAUGAUCACCUUGAUCCAGCCCUUCAUGUGGCAGAUGCUAUCCAACAAUUGGAACCACUGAUACAAACUGAGUCCGAUAAUAUGAAAACGAAUACGAAAAAGAAGAAGAAGAAGAAAGAAGAAUAUAAGUCUGAAAUGAGAGAAGCAUAUAAGAAGUGGUAUUACGAUGAGGCGUACGAAUUCUUCAAUCCUUAUUCAUCCAACCAGGACUUGCGUAAGUCAUGCAUACAUAGGGAUGGUAAGUGCAAAUACCUGCAAAAGGAUGAUAGAAAACGGUCGGAAAGUCCGGGGACAAUAUAUGACGGCGCCAGCGAUUCUGAUUUCGAAGCUGAUGAAUCGUCUGAUGAAGAAAGAAGAAGCGGAGGGUAUCUACAAAGACAAGGACUUGGUACCGUAUGGACAGGAAAGGAAAAACAGAUUUUCUUUCACCAUCUAGCACGCCAUUCGAUACAUACGCUGGAUCAUUGGGCUGAAGAGAUACCAGGAAAGAGUAAAUUUGAGAUACUAACAUAUUACAAAGUUCUGCAGGAUAACCUUGUGGAGUUGAAAAGACUACCAACCAAAAAAAAAGGCGGGGUUCUAGAUUAUGAAGAGUUUCCAAUUGCGUAUGAGGUUGGGGAUUCUUGGAUAGAAUUGGAAGAAGAGUUGAGCCGAGAUCUUCACGAAGAAGACGAUACAAGUGUUAUUCCAACACAAGAUGAAACUGAAGAUGAAUCAAGUGUUAUCAAUUGGACCAAUUGGUACAAAAGAUGGGAUACCUUCUAUGGUAAACACCGUCUUUUGGAGUAUUAUCCGUGUAGUAGAAAUCCAAACGUUUUCUCUCCUGAAGCUAUGCAAGUUAUGGAAAUUCUUGUUAAGCGCUACACUGCCAAACUAUUGAGCGAGACAAUUAUACCGGUUCUCGACAAGAAAAGUGUACCGCGCUCUCUAUCGCAGUCUUCUAAGAUCUUGAAAGAGUCACGUACAAAAAAAUUGCGUAGCGUCUGCAAAAUAUACGAAUCACCGGAAGAAGAACAUGAUAAAGACAUCAUAGAAAUAAAAACGUCGAAUGAAGAAUUCCCACACAUCGUGACAGAAAAUGAUGUUGUUAACGCACUUGUGAGAAUGAGAUUGUAUAGCCAUUCAAGGGGUAAUGGGAACGAUAAACUGUACCUAACAUAUCCGGAAAGUAUCGUGGAAAGCAUUCAAAAGUUUGACAUAGAAUUGGAAAAAGGUAAGAUAUUCAGAAAUCGUAAAGUUCUUCGCCAGUUACGUGUAUUGCUGUAUCUUCAAAACAGCAAAGUCUACUCGAAACAGCUUACAUACCCUAAAAGCACGGGCAAGGAAAAUAUUGAUUGGGUGUCUGGCAAUUCUGCAGCCACUUAUGACACUACUUCCACGAGAAAACGCCUAAAACAUGAUAGAGAUCUUGCUGAUACUCCUGAAUACAAGAAACAAAAGAUAUUGGAUAUAACUAUAGACAACAAUGAUAUACUACGAUCUGCCAAAUAUACACACACGUUACUAACAUGGUUGCAGCUAACAAAGAAUAGCGUUAAGAAAGGGAAGUCAGAUACUGACAACAGUGCGAAGCUCAAAGAAAGAAUACACGUGACCUGGUAA
Messenger RNA from Kluyveromyces marxianus DMKU3-1042, 1617 nucleotides. RefSeq names its product Rrn5p (gene RRN5). Gene Ontology annotation, biological process: transcription initiation at RNA polymerase I promoter; nucleolar large rRNA transcription by RNA polymerase I. Gene Ontology annotation, molecular function: RNA polymerase I general transcription initiation factor activity; rDNA binding. The coding region runs from base 1 to 1617 and encodes 538 amino acids. Gene Ontology annotation, cellular component: RNA polymerase I upstream activating factor complex. The transcript has a single exon. Lineage: Eukaryota; Fungi; Ascomycota; Saccharomycetes; Saccharomycetales; Saccharomycetaceae. The record is from RefSeq and is a predicted model, not a curated record.